This is a messenger RNA of Vitis vinifera (wine grape), 831 nucleotides long. Its product is annotated as G-type lectin S-receptor-like serine/threonine-protein kinase At4g27290. Lineage: Eukaryota; Viridiplantae; Streptophyta; Magnoliopsida; Vitales; Vitaceae. The record is from RefSeq and is a predicted model, not a curated record. The transcript is spliced from 3 exons. Bases 1 to 831 code for a protein of 276 amino acids.
AUGGGUCCACGAGCCGAUAUGUGGGAACAUGGUACAGGAAUUGUCCGGAUCAUGUGGAGUUUUAAGUUUUUAACCAUUCCCAACAAUGGAAGUCUAGUCCUCCUUGAUCAAAAACAGAGGAUUAUCUGGUCAUCGGGUUCUACAAGAGCCACUGAAAAUCCAGUUGUGCAGCUGUUGGAAUCCGGAAACCUUGUUCUUAGAGAAAAGAGUGAUGUAAAUCCAGAAAUCUGUAUGUGGCAAAGUUUUGAUGCCCCCUACAAUCCACAAAUGCCAGACAUGAAGCUGGGAUGGAACUUUAGCACUGGCAUGGAGCAAUAUUUGACAUCCUGGAGAACUGCCAGUGACCCUUCCCCUGGAGACUUUAAUCUCAAAUUUGAAAUUGUUGGGCUGCCUCAGGUUGUUCUUCAAAAAGGAUCAGAGAAGAAGUUCCAUGAAUUGUACAUUUCUUAUGAGCUUAGUGAAAACUUGACCAUAACAAGAGUGGUUUUGAAUGAACUGGGUUUGCUCCAGCGCCUAGUGUCUGACAUUUGUAGGAUAGACAGAAGGCCAAUUUGCGAGUGCCUAGAUGGAUUCAUACCAAAAUCAGACAUUGAAUGGGAAUUUCUGAAUUGGACCAGUGGAUGCACUAGGAGGAACUUGUUGGAUUGCCAAAAGGGUGAAGGGUUUGUGGAGCUUAAAGGUGUGAAACUGCCUGAUCUGUUGGAGUUUUGGAUAAACCAAAGGAUGACCCUUGAAGAAUGUCGGGCUGAGUGCUUGAAGAACUGCUCUUGUACUGCUUACACCAAUUCAAAUAUUAGUGGAAAGGGCAGUGGCUGUUUGAUCUGGUUCUGA